This is a messenger RNA of Lathyrus sativus (Indian pea), 609 nucleotides long. The record is from the annotation of a GenBank genome assembly. NCBI's taxonomy places the organism in Eukaryota, Viridiplantae, Streptophyta, Magnoliopsida, Fabales, Fabaceae.
AUGGCUUCAAGAAAUGGUGAAGAAGAGAAAGUUGAACUAGGCUUCAAUGAUGUUCAUGAGACAAAGACAAAUAAGGAUUGGAUCCUUUUGUCCCUUAGAGUGGUUGCUUUUUUUGCCACUACAGCUGCCACUCUUGUCAUGGCACUCAACAAACAGACCAAGAGUUUGGUUGUUGGCACCGUUGCUAACAAUCCAAUAACAGCUACUCUUUCUGCAAAGUUUAAUCAAACUCCAGCUUUUGUGUUCUUUGUGAUAGCAAAUGCAAAUGCUAGUUUCCAUAACUUGGUGAUGAUAGCAUUGGAUGUGUUAGGACCCCAAUAUGAUUACAAAGGACUUCGUCUUGCAUUGGUUGCAAUAUUAGACAUGUUAACUAUGGCUCUAGCAUCAGCUGGAGAUGGAGCAGCAACAUUCAUGUCAGAACUAGGAAGGAAUGGUAAUUCACAUGCAAGAUGGGUUAAGAUAUGUGACAAAUUUGAAAGCUAUUGUAAUAGAGGUGGUGGUGCACUCAUUGCUUCAUUCAUUGGCUUCAUUCUUCUCUUGAUUAUCACAGUGAUGUCCAUUGCCAAGCUUCUUAAGCCAAAUCGCAUUAACCAUGCUAUCAGUCCUUGA